Solea senegalensis (Senegalese sole) is the source of this 2436-nucleotide messenger RNA. Its product is annotated as vacuolar protein sorting-associated protein 4B-like. Bases 164 to 1477 code for a protein of 437 amino acids. Gene Ontology annotation, biological process: vacuole organization; endosomal transport. The transcript has 11 exons. The record is from RefSeq and is a predicted model, not a curated record. Gene Ontology annotation, molecular function: ATP binding; ATP hydrolysis activity. Lineage: Eukaryota; Metazoa; Chordata; Actinopteri; Pleuronectiformes; Soleidae.
GUGACAGCCAACGUUUUAAUACGGAAGAGAAACAAGCCUAAGAUUUUUUUCCGAUUGGCGUUGUUUUAAAAAAAAUGAAAUACAAGUAAACAGACAGAGAGAUAGCUUGGUCAUACUUUUAUUUUAAGGACACGUUAAAUCUGGACCGACGUUACGUGAUCGAAUGGCUGGCGGUAAUUUACAGAAAGCCAUAGAUUUGGCCAACAAAGCUGCAGCUGAGGACAAAGCCAAAAACUAUGAAGAGGCCCUCAGAUGCUAUCAGCAAGCACUGCAGUACUUCCUUCAUGCUGUCAAAUAUGAGACUUCGAGUGAACGAGCAAAGGUGAGCAUCAGGGAGAAGUGUGCCGAGUAUCUGGACAGAGCUGAGCAGCUGAAAACUUAUCUGAAGAAGAAGGAGAACGCUCCACCAGCCAAACCCGUCAAAGAGAAUCAGUCUGGCGACAAAGGGAGUGAAAGUGAUGAAGGGGAAGACCAAGAAAAGAAGAAGCUCCAAAGUCAGCUUUCAGGUGCCAUCGUCAUGGAAAAGCCAAACAUCAAGUGGGACGAUGUCGCUGGACUUGAAGGGGCCAAAGAAGCCUUGAAGGAAGCUGUCAUCCUGCCUAUCAAAUUCCCUCAUCUGUUCACAGGAAAGCGAACUCCUUGGCGGGGGAUCCUUCUCUUCGGCCCUCCAGGAACAGGAAAAUCCUACCUGGCGAAGGCGGUAGCUACAGAGGCCAACAACUCCACCUUCUUUUCCAUCUCCUCCUCCGAUCUUGUGUCCAAGUGGUUGGGGGAAAGUGAAAAGCUGGUGAAGAACCUGUUCUCUUUAGCUCGGGAACACAAACCAUCGAUUAUUUUCAUUGACGAGAUCGACUCCCUCUGUGGCUCCAGGAGUGAGAAUGAGAGUGAGGCGGCGCGCAGAAUCAAGACAGAGUUUCUUGUUCAGAUGCAGGGUGUUGGAAAUAAUAAUGAGGGAAUCCUGGUCCUCGGAGCCACAAAUAUACCAUGGACAUUGGAUUCUGCAAUUAGAAGAAGGUUUGAAAAGCGAAUCUACAUCCCUCUGCCUGAGGAGCACGCUCGCUCAUUCAUGUUCAAACUGCAUCUGGGAUCCACCCCCAACGGCCUGACAGAGGCAGACUUCAUCACCCUGGGCAAAAAGACAGAUGGCUACUCUGGGGCUGAUGUCAGUAUCAUUGUCAGGGAUGCCCUCAUGCAACCUGUUCGCAAGGUCCAGUCAGCCACGCACUUCAAAAAGGUUCAGGGAUCAUCUUGGAACAAUCCGAGUGUUAUGGUGGAGGACCUCCUGACUCCAUGCUCACCAGGAGAUCCCAACGCCAUAGAGAUGACUUGGAUGGACGUUCCUGGGGAGAAGCUUCUUGAGCCAGUUGUAACCAUGGACGACAUGCUGAGGUCACUCACAAACACCAAGCCGACAGUGAACGAGCAGGACUUGGAGAAGCUGAAGAAGUUCACUGAAGAUUUUGGUCAAGAAGGCUAGCACUGUUCCUGCUCCACUCAUGAAAUGAGCAGCAACUAGCAUUUAUUUUUCUUUUGAUUGAUUGGAACUUGCUAUGGAUUUUCUAGUCUACAGUAAAUUCUUGGUUCUCUACGUCCUUACAUUCUUAAUCAGUUUCUCAAAAGUAUCCGGGGUAUGAUGGAAUACUGGAGUAAGAUGAGGAAAACAGAAAAGCAGGCAAAUAGUUUUGACAGCAAACUUCCUGCUGUUUCUGUAAACAAAAAUAAUUAAUUGUGGAUCAAAACAUUUUUUUUGUCUAUCAACUACUCAAUCAACUGUUUCAGCACUGAAAAAUCAGUUUACUCAUUUGUAAGGUUUCAUAUCUUUUAACUCAAUGGUCUUAUAUUUGCACAACUAAAAAGAAAUCUUAUUUUUUUAAAGACAAAUGCACCUUUGCAACACUUCUUACCUCCAACUAUUUAUAUUCAUGUUAGUUUAGAGUUGGAUUUUAGUAAAAGGGAAUAUUCACUGUAAGAUUUUAAAGGCUGCACUCACUUUAUCAGUUACUGUUUGCUGGUUGUUUUUAUUUCAAAUACACAAUGUUGAAGAUGUGCAAUUAAACAUAAACAUAAACAUUAAAGUAGUAUCACUUAAGACCGACAUACGAAGCGGGGUGUUCUGUAUGUUAUCGACACAGUUACUGAAUUGAACAGGAGACAGGAGUUGAACAGGAGUCUUUCAAGAUUGACAUUUAUAAAUUUUGAUGUGUGCUACAUUGAGUUACAGUGUCUAUACACAUUUUCCACACUUUUAUUGGGUCUUUUGUCAAUUGUGAGGCUUAAAUGGUUAGGUUUGUGUCAAAUUAUUUAUAAAUUGUCCCUAUGUACUAAGUACUGCCUUUGCAUCUCUAAUAUACCUUUUAUUUAUUUGGGCUUUUGGUGUUGGUUUGUGUGUAGAGGUUACUUAUUAGUUAUAUAAAUAAAGCUGAUGGUGGUCAUUUA